CAUCUGUCCAUAAAAGCAGACCCAUCCCCUACGCAACGCAAAAAUCUAAAACCUUUACUCUCAGAUUCAAAGCUAGAGGGAAUAACAUAAGAGAGCUUUCUCGCUUCUUGCUACAGCAAUGGCGUCUGGGGGUUCGAUUUGGUUUCGCAUAUUCGUUCUGUCUUUAAUUGCAGCGAUCUCAGCUGGGGAGAGUGAAGAGAAGGAAAAGGAGUUCGUUUUGACCCUGGAUCACUCCAAUUUCACUGAUAUUGUUAGCAAGCACGAUUUCAUCGUCGUCGAAUUCUACGCUCCUUGGUGUGGUCACUGCAAAAAGCUUGCUCCUGAGUAUGAGAAAGCUGCAUCCAUAUUGCAUGGUCAUGACCCCCCAGUUGUUCUGGCCAAGAUUGAUGCCAAUGAAGAGGCGAACAAAGAUCUUGCAACCCAAUAUGAUAUUAAGGGAUUUCCAACUCUUAAAAUUUUGAGAAAUGGAGGGAAGACAAUUCAAGAGUAUAAAGGCCCUCGUGAAGCCGAUGGCAUUGUUGAGUAUUUGAAGAAACAAAGUGGCCCUUCUUCUGUUGAAAUAAAAUCAACAGAAGAUGCUAGCAGUUUUGUUGGCGAUAAGAAGAUAGUUAUUGUUGGGGUGUUCCCUAAGUUCUCUGGACAGGAGUUCGAGAACUUUUUGGCUGUUGCAGAUAAAUUGCGCUCUGACUAUGAGUUCGGUCAUACCUUGGAUGCUAAACACCUCCCUCGUGGGGAAUCAUCUGUGACAGGGCCCCUUAUUAGGCUGUUCAAGCCUUUUGAUGAACUCUUUGUUGAUUUUAGGGACUUUAAUGUGGAUGCCCUAGAGAAGUUUGUAGAAGAAUCUAGCAUGCCCAUUGUGACUCUCUUUAACAGUGACGCCAGCAAUCAUCCUUAUGUUAUCAAAUUUUUCAAUAGUCCUGAUGCUAAGGCAAUGUUGUUUACAAACUUAAGUAGUGAAGAUGCAGAUUCUUUCAAAACUAAAUAUCAUGAAGCUGCCCUGCAAUUUAAAGGACAAGGCUUAAUCUUUUUAUUGGGAGAUUUGGAGGCUAGUCAAGGUGCCUUCCAGUAUUUUGGACUCAAAGAGGAUCAAGUGCCUCUCAUCAUCAUACAAACUAAUGAUGGACAGAAAUACCUGAAGCAAAACUUGGAGCCUGAUCAUAUUACUCCUUGGGUGACGGAAUACAAGGAAGGCAAGGUGCUGCCAUACAAGAAAUCUGAACCUGUCCCUGAAGUGAACAAUGAGCCUGUGAAAGUAGUGGUUGCUGAUAGUCUCCAGGACAUAGUUAUCAACUCUGGAAAAAAUGUUCUUCUAGAGUUUUAUGCUCCCUGGUGUGGACACUGCAAAAAAUUGGCUCCAAUCUUGGAUGAAGUUGCCAUUUCAUACCAGAGUGAUCCUGAUGUUGUUAUUGCAAAGCUUGAUGCAACUGCAAAUGAUAUCCCAAACGAUACUUUCGACGUUAAGGGAUACCCCACUGUGUACUUCAGGUCAGCAAGUGGACAGUUGGUGCAAUAUGAAGGGGAUAGGACCAAAGAAGAUAUCAUUGAUUUCAUUGAAAAGAAUCGGGACAAGGAUGAAGUUGCCCACGAAGAUAAAGAUAAAGUUGCCCAAGAAGAACCGGCUAAGGUGAAGGAUGAGCUCUAAAUCUUGUAUCAAUUUUGGGCUUAGUGUACUAAAAGUUACGUCAGAAUAAUCAAAUUAUUUAGUUUUCUUAGACCCUUUGUGGUUAGGGGCCAAAAAAGAAGGUAAUCUUGCAAGUUA
Molecule: messenger RNA, 1759 nt
Organism: Hevea brasiliensis (rubber tree)
Lineage: Eukaryota; Viridiplantae; Streptophyta; Magnoliopsida; Malpighiales; Euphorbiaceae
Product: protein disulfide-isomerase
Exons: 10
Coding region: 119-1642 (507 amino acids)
Biological process (GO): protein folding; response to endoplasmic reticulum stress
Cellular component (GO): endoplasmic reticulum
Molecular function (GO): protein disulfide isomerase activity
Source: RefSeq, a predicted model, not a curated record